Molecule: messenger RNA, 1389 nt
Organism: Orbicella faveolata
Lineage: Eukaryota; Metazoa; Cnidaria; Anthozoa; Scleractinia; Merulinidae
Biological process (GO): mitochondrial DNA replication
Cellular component (GO): mitochondrion
Molecular function (GO): single-stranded DNA exodeoxyribonuclease activity
Source: RefSeq, a predicted model, not a curated record
AUUGGUUGUGAUCGGUUCUGUAGAGGCGUUCACACGGACACAAGGACUUCGUCGGAACUUUGGUUCGACCUUGCUAAACUGGAAACAAUGAAUCGUCGAGAACUGCAGCAGUUGUGCAAGAAAUGUGGCGUAAGAGCAAACAGCAAGUCUACGACGCUUCUAAAUGACUUAAGACAAUUCCACAAUCACCAUCUUACGAAUUCAUCGUCAAUUCUUCACCACCCUUUCAUAGUUCAAGCUAAUUCUUCAUCACUUAUCCCAAAUAAAGAUAACAAAAAGCCGUUUCUUCCAAAUGGACUGAAGCUCGAUAAAACUCCUAGCCUGUUCAGUUCUGUUGAGUCGCCCGGUCAGUGGAUAAGUGGCGAGGUGGACAAGYUAAACAAGGCGGUUAAAUCAAAGGGAAUUAUCAGCAAAACUGUAGGAGAGUACAAAGGUAUUCAAGAUGAAGCCCAACAAGGUGACUUGCUCCUUGGUAAAGAAAUGUAUUUAGCAAAAAAGGCUAGUGUUUCUGCAAUCUUGAAUAGCACCUCAAACAGGCUUUUCAUGAUCAGCCAUUGGCAGAAGAAACAGAUAGAACAGAUGGGAAAAGAGAAAUUUACCGAGUACAAAACAAUGUUAGCAACAAGUGGCCGCAAAUUUCACUCAUGUGUGACUGACAUUCUGCAAGGUGAUGCAGAUGAAAGCGGACAUUUUCCAGACUUAGUUUCAGGCUUUAUCAAAAGUGUCUCCAAAACAGGAAUUUUAAAACUUCUCACCAAAGACAAAGUAUUAGCCACUGAGGAGCAUGUAACACACUCUUCUAUUGGCUACUCUGGCACAUUUGAUGGGCUAGCAAUUUACAAUGGAGUGCCAUGUGUAAUUGAGUGGAAAACAUCACAAAACCCAAGGCCAACACUAGAAAGCUGUUAUGAUGCCCCACUGCAGGUUGUAGCUUAUGCCGGGGCUAUCAAUUCUUACCCUGUAAUGAGGAUUCCAGUAACAAAUUGUAUGAUUGUUGUCGCACAUCACGACGGCUCAGCGGCAGAUGUUCAUUGGAUGGACUUGGAUACUUGUGAGAAAUUCUGGAAAAGCUGGUUAAUCAAGCUUUUAAACUACAAGGAAAAAACCGAAGGUGGUUUAAAUUAAUAACAUGGAAAUAACAAAAAUGUAACUUUUUCAUCUAGUGUUGUAAAAUGGGUGGACACCUACAUCAUUAUUAUUUAUUUUUCACGGAAGAAAAUAAAUUAUAUUAUUUUUUGGUACAUGACUGGUACACAUCACUCAAUGUCAAAAGUUUAAGCUUAGCCACUAUCAUUGAGCUUGCCAGGCUCUUCUAAGGGGAGAUGUAACCCUUCCUUUGGGAUAUUUAGAAGUUUCCAUGAAAUUAGAAAAUAUAUGAUAUUUAGGGGA